GUCCUUAUGACUCAGGUCUCUCCCCUUGACUAGCCACUUGGACCCGUCCACAUCCCACGAACACAGUGAUUUACACAACAAACCGGCCCUCGAACUGCUGCAUAUAUAGGGAAGCAUAGAUUCCGCUUCUAGACGACAGUCAGGAGUGCUUAAGAGCCUCAGUUACGAAGAGGGACGUAUUGGGCGAAAGAGGAACCCGGCUUUACCCUUUCCAUUGGCUUCUUCUGCCUCCGCAAUCGGCCAAGAUGCCCAUGCUCAAGGACCCCUCCAAAAAGUACAAGAGAUUUCCUCCUCUCAAGCUUCCUGACCGCCAAUGGCCGGACAAAACCAUCGACAAGGCCCCUCGGUGGCUGUCGACGGAUCUUCGAGAUGGCAACCAAAGUUUGGUUGACCCGAUGAACGGCGAGCAGAAGUGGAAAUACUUCCGCAUGCUGUGCGAGCUCGGUUACAAAGAGAUUGAGGUGUCGUUUCCUUCGGCAUCUCAAACCGACUUCGACUUUACGAGAAGCCUGAUCGAGACACCGGGAGCCGUACCCGACGAUGUCUGGCUCCAAGUCCUGUCCCCUUGCAGAGAGGAUCUCAUCCGGCGCACAAUCGACUCUCUCAAGGGCGCCAAGAAGGCCAUCGUUCACAUAUAUCUGGCCACCAGCGAGUGCUUCCGGAGGGUCGUCUUUGGCUUUACCGAAGAUCAGAGCGUCGAGCUGGCGAGCAAAUGCGCGGCCUUGGUCCGGUCUCUGACCAAGGACGACCCCUCGCAAUCCGGAACCGAAUGGGCGUUUGAGUUCAGCCCGGAGACCUUCUCCGACACCAGCCCCGAGUUCGUUGUGAGGAUUUGCGAGGCGGUAAAGAAGGCUUGGGAGCCGACCGUCGAGAACCCCAUCAUCUUCAAUCUCCCUGCCACGGUUGAGAUGUCGACCCCCAACGUUUACGCCGACCAGGUCGAAUACUUCUGCCGCAACAUCAGCGAGCGCGAGAAGAUCUGUGUCUCCCUGCAUCCCCACAAUGACCGAGGCUGCAGCGUCGCGGCAGCCGAAUUGGCUCAGAUGGCCGGCGCCGACAGAGUUGAGGGUUGCCUGUUCGGUAACGGAGAGCGGACCGGCAACGUCGACCUUGUAACUCUGGCCCUGAACCUUUACACCCAGGGUAUUUCGCCCAAUGUCGAUUUUUCCGACCUCAAUAAGGUCAUCCAAGUGGUGGAAGAAUGCAACAAGAUUGAGGUGCACCCACGUGCGCCGUACGGCGGUUCCUUGGUGGUGUGCGCUUUCAGCGGGUCGCACCAGGACGCCAUCAAGAAGGGUUUCCAGGCGCGCGAGAGGGAAGGCAAGCAGUAUGACGACCACUGGCAAAUUCCUUACCUCCCCCUUGACCCCAAGGACAUUGGGAGGGACUACCAGGCCGUCAUCCGCGUCAACUCGCAAAGCGGCAAGGGCGGCGCUGCCUGGAUCAUCCAGCAGCAUCUGCACCUCGACCUGCCUCGUGGCCUCCAGGUCGCGUUCGCCAAGGUGGUCCAGGAUAUGGCAGAAAAGAAGGGCCGGGAACUCCUCCCUACCGAGAUCACGGACCUUUUCCGGCAAACCUACUUCCUCACCCAGAACCCUCGCUUCCACAUCGUCGAUUACAACAUCUCGCCCGACCGAUCUUCGUCGCCGGCACCCCCAGAACCCGGCAAGACACAGGACACAACGGGCCUGAAGAGGGUGUUCGAGGGUGUUGUGUCGAUCGACGGCGUCGAAUACAAGCUCCGCGGCCGUGGUACCGGUCCGAUCUCUAGUCUGGCAAACGCCCUUCGGACGGUCGGCAUUGACCUCGAUGUCCACGAUUACAAGGAGCAUGCCGUCGGGAGGGGCCGCGAUGUCAAGGCCGCGACCUAUAUUGAGUGCACAGCCGCAGGAACGAAGAGCAAAGUGUGGGGUGUGGGCAUCCACGAGGAUGUGGUUCAAAGUUCUCUGCUUGCUCUCCUUAGUGCUGCGAGCAACUUCUCUCCUAGCCGGCAAGGCAGCCCCAUUCUUUCCAAGUCCACCGUCAACGGGACUAACACAGUCCCUGACAUUAUCAACGUCCUCGAGGCAAAGGCGGAUGAGAUGUAGUUUGGGCGCGCUGUGUGAUUUCGACCUUGCUUCCAAGAAUCUCGACAAAAUCUGUUUCACAUCUCUUGGGGGGAUAGAAAAAUAACAAAAGUUACCAAAGGAGGGGGGGGACAAAAGCAGAAACUACGCUAGUUGUUGCUCCUGAUACCAGGGGCGUAUCUCGACUUGAAUCUACAAAAAAAAGGAAAGUUACCGUGUCUUUAUCCUGUUCUACAAAUGACAUGGCACCUUGUAUUUGUUGUGAUAGGAAGCUGCUGGCUGGGUGGAGACCAAAUAAUCAAUGACAAUCACAUGUACGGAGUACGGAUGACGGAUUACGGAUUGCGGGCGGAGGGCUGCCCCCGACAGAUGAAAACGGAGGUCGAGAAGUAGGGUUAGGGUCAGGGUUAUGGAGUAUGUCUUGGCUUGCGUU
Molecule: messenger RNA, 2499 nt
Organism: Thermothelomyces thermophilus ATCC 42464
Lineage: Eukaryota; Fungi; Ascomycota; Sordariomycetes; Sordariales; Chaetomiaceae
Product: pyruvate carboxyltransferase-like protein
Exons: 5
Coding region: 246-2087 (613 amino acids)
Biological process (GO): L-leucine biosynthetic process
Cellular component (GO): mitochondrion
Molecular function (GO): 2-isopropylmalate synthase activity
Source: RefSeq, a predicted model, not a curated record